AUGGGAAAUUGCACAGGGCUUUUCUCGAGUUGUGAGGGGAAAGAUGGAGAAGCCCAUAAUGCUGUCAAAAGAAUAGAUAAAGAUAAAAUCCAAAAAGCACUCAACCAUAAUAAGAAUCUUGAGAAUUUCUCGCCAGAUAAUAUGGAUCCAAGUUAAGCUAAUUCAUGGGGCAAAAUGAACAAUAAUGGUUUUGACAGAGGAGGUUUCUCUAAUUAAAGUUCACCACUUAAAGAAGUUUAGUAAAUGUAAAUGAUGAAUAAUGAUCAAAGAAUUAGAUAAGAGCCUAUAACACUAGCUAGCGGAGCUAUAUACACUGGAGAGUGGCGAAACGGUCUUAGGGAUGGAGAAGGUACACAGGAGUGGCCAGACGGUUCAAAAUACGUGGGCAGUUGGGUGAAUGAUAAAGCAAAUGGAUAUGGAACACUCUAUCAUGCUGAUGGUGAUAUUUACGAGGGUAAUUGGUAAGACGACAAAGCAUACGGUAAAGGGAUAUAUACUCAUGCUAAUGGCGCAAAAUAUAACGGCGAGUGGAAGGAUGACAAGUAGCAUGGGUUUGGAGUAGAAAGUUGGCCCGAUGGAGCUAUCUAUGAGGGACAUUAUUUUGAAGGCAAAAAAAAUGGUCUUGGAAAGCUGACAUUUGCUGAUGGAUCUGCCUACGAAGGCAAUUUCUAAAUGAAUGAAAUUAGUGGGUCUGGAUUUUAUGUCUGGAGCGAUGGCAAAAGGUAUAAGGGUCAAUGGCUAAAUAAUAAAAUGCAUGGCAAGGGUUAAUUAUGGUGGCCUGACGGUAAAAUGUACCUCGGAGAUUUCGAAGAAGACAAGCGACAUGGUAACGGUUUAUUUAAAUGGAAAGAUGGCAGAGAGUAUGAAGGAGAUUGGUUAAGAGGUAAACAGCAUGGUACUGGAGUUUACAGAAACCAUAAAGGAGAAGAAAGGAAAGGAGAGUGGGUUGAAGGCAAAAGAGUUUAAUGGCUAAGCUGA
Stylonychia lemnae is the source of this 978-nucleotide messenger RNA. NCBI's taxonomy places the organism in Eukaryota, Ciliophora, Spirotrichea, Sporadotrichida, Oxytrichidae. The record is from the annotation of a GenBank genome assembly.